UGUGUACAUAGUCCACAACAUGUAAACAUACAGCAGCAGUAGGACACACGCAUGGUGAGCAGCGGAAUCAGCGUCGUCAUGAAUCCUAGACGACCACCCAGAGGACGACAUCGUCGUGGAACAUCGGCUUACAUCAGGAGCACUCGUCAAGAGAGGACUCGGGAAAAUAACCGGGUUCGGGAAAUGCAGAGGAGGUACGAACAACGACGAAGUGUGGACGAUAUGGUUAUCGAUGACGAUUACGUCCACGGUGGUUCUAGCAGUGAUGGAGUGGAGAGGAUUGUGUUCAACAGGGAGAUCCCGACUGCGGCGAUUGAGACAACAGAAGGCCAAAAAACGUGCAGAGAUAGCGCAAAUUUGAUGACUCCUCUUCGCGCGGAAGCUCUCCUGCAAGGGCUGCAGGACUUUCGUGACCACAUGUUCGCGGGUAGCACGCGGCGUGUUAACAACAUUCCUGGAACGGCAAAGAGGUCAAUGCGAGGAACAUCUGUGUUUUACGCAAAAAACUCGAGCUCCGUCGCGACGGAGUUACCUUUGGCGGCGACUGGUCUGCUGGAUAUGAUCACGGUGGUGCUAGCGGGGAAAAAGAAACCGAAAACUUCGGAUCUUGGUCGUCUAUUGGGCGCUCGUAAAUCAAUGAUCAGGGACAUAAUCGACUACAUGCUCGACAAAGAAGAGAAACUUGUCGUCGGGUUUCCUCUGGCGAAAUCUCUUCCUAUCAGUGAAGAGAAACUCGAUUCGUAUAGCGAGAAUGGCGCUAUCCCAAGGUGCUGUUGGAUUCAUUUCUGA
Messenger RNA from Ectocarpus sp. CCAP 1310/34, 789 nucleotides. The record is from the annotation of a GenBank genome assembly. NCBI's taxonomy places the organism in Eukaryota, Phaeophyceae, Ectocarpales, Ectocarpaceae.